AUGGCCAACAUCCACAACAAUAUGGGCCAUCUGGCUUGGGUGGGUCUGGCUUUGGUGGAAGAGGACAUGGUGGCCACCCUCAAUAUCGAGGAUACGCUCAUCCACAUGACUUUGGUGGGUACUACGGACAAGGCCACAAAGGCUUGCCUGGUUAUGGCCUUCAGAGGUUGGCACAUGGGCCUUUGGAAGGUGGUGAUGACUCAGACCGAUUCUCAGAAGCAUGCUUUAUUCCUGGCAGAGUAUGUCAAGGACUUAGACUUAGCAGUUUCUGGAGGUCUUUAUUGUCCUCCACUGAUUCCUGCCAGAAUACGGCGGAAUCCGGGGAAUUCCUGGAAUUCCGGAGGAAUCAAAUUUGGCAGAGGGCCCUGCCAAAUUGAUCAAACAAUUCCGCGGAAUUUUGAAUGGAAUUCAAAUUCCGCCGGAAUGAUUCCGGUGAUCACCCGGAAGGAAUGCUCACGGAACGAGACCGGAAUGGAAUUCCUGAUGCCCAAAUCAACAAACAACGCCAUCUCUUUCAACCACCACCACCAUCACCGACGCCUACACACCACGUCGCCAACGUCCACCACCACGCACACCAGCCACGAUGAGACAAUGACGACGGCCACGAUAUGGGAGAUGACGCCUUGA
Messenger RNA from Laccaria bicolor S238N-H82, 630 nucleotides. RefSeq lists its product as uncharacterized. Bases 1 to 630 code for a protein of 209 amino acids. The record is from RefSeq and is a predicted model, not a curated record. NCBI's taxonomy places the organism in Eukaryota, Fungi, Basidiomycota, Agaricomycetes, Agaricales, Hydnangiaceae. The transcript has 2 exons.